AUGCUCGUCCGACAAACACGGAGGGGCAUUAUUGCCGCCAGAUCGACACCAUUACAUAUUGCGACAUCGACCCUCGGCCGACGGUGUGUUGUUACACAGCACUUCCGACCUCAACCCCAAAAACAACGCGGCUCAGAGUCUGGUACAAGCCUGUUGCAUGGUCGACACCUCGCCACAGCUGUAGACGAUUUCCAGUUUAACAACUACAAUGCUCUACAAGACCAGCUUGCCAGGUCGGGCCUACGUCCCUUCCAGGCCCCUCCACACGCUCACUCCGAACUUCGACCACUGGACCCGACGACGAACUUGUUGACAGUCCCAGAACCUCCAGAAGCCCGAGCAUUUGGCAAGAUGAACAACAAGGGUGUCCCUGGUGAAGUCGAGGAGAUGAUUCCUGUCUUCGAUGCCUGUGUUCGUGUAGGCAAGCUUGAGAGAGCAGCUCUGGUGCUGAAGCGACUUAAUGCAACCGGUUUGAUUUCUGGCGAAGAAAUGAUUAUCCUACAUAACCAAUAUCUGCGUGCAUCUCUCGAUCAAAUGCGAACGACCCCCGACCGAAAAGAAGCCGAAAUGUUACACAAGUGGUACGAGCUACAAAUACGAAACAUGGAUCUACCGCAAACUGCAGAGACAAUCGCAUGCAUGCUCAAGGCCUCACUCCUUUCUGAGCGUGGCUUACGACUGGAACGCCUCGUCAACCGUUAUAUGAGCAUGGCUCCCGGUGAAGCUGGCUUGCGAGUGUUGAGUAUGGCCGAUAUUCUCAGCGACCAAGAUCUUGGUGUCAUUACCGAAAUCUGCCCCACCUACACUUUCGCCCCCGCCCCCGAUUCCGACGAGGUUCAAUAUGUCACUAUGGCAGAAGAAGAGCAUUUGGAAGCGGAGGAAGGGUUUGAUGAGAAUAUGGCUUCGCAAGUGAACGUGGACUACCCCGAGAUUCGACCAACACCUCAACGUGGAGAGGGUUUGAGCGCCUUGAAGAACAACCUGGGACUAAUUAGCGAGCUACAAAACGUGGACAUUUCCAAACUGUCCCCUGCGGAGCAGCGCGAGUUCCAGACUCGUAUAGAGAAAGACUCCAUUGAUGUCGCUAUCGGAAAGUGGCGGAACGCCAAGAAGAAUCUCGACAAGAUGGGCAUCAACACGGCCCUGAAUGAUAAGAGUGACGAAACCAGCCUUGCUGCAUCCCUACAAGACUGGGUUGAAGCUAUGGAGGUUCGCUUGAAAGAGGAGAUCCUCCAGGUUGAGCGUUCCGAGGACAGCCCCAACAAAUCCGAAGAGGACCUGGAACGCUGCAUCUACGGUCCAAUUCUACGACUCGCCGACCCGACCAGACUGGCUGCAGUCACGAUCCUUACCCUGCUCAACUUCAGCGCUCUUCAAGGUGUUGAUAAGGGUGUAGUUGUUCAGCGUUUGCUCACCGAUGUUGCUCGUGUGGUGCAGGAUGAUAUCAACACGCAGGUCCGCGAGAAAACCGAACGAGAGCGUCGCCGAACCCGCAAGGUCAACUUCACUGGAGAAACACCGGCGGCUGAAGCUGAGGCGGCCCAGGCGGGUGAGGGAAAGACCAUUUCAGAGCCCGCUGAUGUUAAGCAUCCUGCUCAGAGCUCAUGGUCCACCCAAGUCCGCAUUCGAGUUGGUGCGAUCUUGGUCAAGAGUUUGCUCGAGACUGCGAAGAUUAAAGUUGAGAAGGAACAUCCGAUCUCCAAGGAGAGAAUCAGCCAGCUUCAACCUGCCUUCUCUCAUAUGCACGCACCCAGGAAGGGCAAAAAGGUCGGAAUGCUGUUCCUCAACGCCCACCUAGUUCACCGCCUGAAGCGAGAGCCUAUGGGUGAUUUCCUCGCCAAGCACCUCCCAAUGAUUGCCGAGCCUAAGCCUUGGAAACGUAUUAGCGAGGGAGGCUUCUUAUCAAGCAAAGCUUCGUUGAUUCGUCUCAAAUCAGGAGAUGCUGAGCAGAAGCUCUACACCAAAGCUGCCAUAAAGCGCGGAGAUAUGGAUCAAGUUUUCAAGGGCUUAGACGUUUUGGGAAAGACACCAUGGAGGAUUAACAACCCCGUGCUCGAUGUGAUGGUAGAGGCCUGGAAUACAGGAAAUUCGAUUGCCAACAUGCCCACUCUCAAUCCUGAUCUACCUUAUCCAGAGGAGCCUACCAGCUCUGACCCUCUCCUUCGCCGGGCAUGGUAUCGAGGCGUGAAGCAGGUUGAGAACGAGCGAUCCUCCCUUCAUUCUCAAAGAUGUUACAUGAACUUGCAGCUUGAGAUUGCGCGCGCAUUCCGCAAGCAAGUCAUUUACUUCCCUCACAACAUGGACUAUCGAGGCCGCGCCUAUCCUCUUCCAACAUAUCUGAACCACAUGGGAGCUGAUCACACCCGCGCCCUGUUGAAGUUUGCCGAGGGCAAGGAACUCGGCGAGAAGGGUCUUAGAUGGCUCAAAAUCCAUAUGGCUAACUUAUACGGUUUCGACAAGGCCUCUUUCAGCGAGAGAGAGAAAUUCACCACCGACAAUUUGCCCAACAUUAUUGAGAGUGUUGAGAACCCUCUGAAUGGCAGUCGUUGGUGGUUGAAGGCCGAGGACCCCUGGCAAUGUUUGGCUGCUUGUUUCGAGUUGAAGGCUGCGCAUGACCUUGAAGAUCCUACCAAAUACGUCUCCAGUCUGCCAGUGCAUCAGGAUGGUACCUGUAAUGGACUGCAGCAUUAUGCAGCCCUCGGUGGUGAUACCUGGGGUGCUCAGCAGGUCAAUCUCACACCGGGUGACCGACCAGCUGAUGUUUAUAUGGCGGUCGCGAACCUUGUGAAGGAAUCUAUUGCCAAAGACGCCGAAGCCGGCAACCAGCUGGGCGAGAUUUGCAUGGGCAAGAUCACGAGAAAGGUUGUGAAGCAGACCGUUAUGACCAAUGUCUACGGCGUUACCUUUUCUGGUGCUAAACAACAAGUUUGCAAGCAGCUGGACGCCAUCUACCCGAACAUGUUCAAGGAGACCGGAAUCCCCAAUCUUGUCACUGCCACCUAUAUCGCCAAGCACAUUUUUGGAGCCCUCGGAACUAUGUUCCGUGGUGCCCACGAUAUUCAGUACUGGCUAGGCGAGAUUGGCGCACGAGCCUGCAAGGCUUUGACCGAAGCCCAACUCGAUCAGCUCGUGGAAGAGAAGGGCGAUGAGAUGUCCACAUCAAAGAUCACCGCUACCACCCAGAAGAAGGAAUUGAAUGACUUGAGUGCGCAAUUCCGGUCAACGAUUGUCUGGACCACACCCCUUCGAAUGCCUGUUGUGCAGCCGUACCGAAAGGCUUCUACCAGAGAGAUCCGCACUUGCUUGCAGGCCAUCCACUACCCUACAUUCGGUCGAACUGACCCUGUUGAUCGAAGGAAACAGCUUCAAGGAUUCCCUCCCAACUUCAUCCACUCACUGGACGCGAGUCAUAUGCUUCUUUCCGCAAUCAAGUGUAAUGACUUGGGGUUGAAUUUCGCCGCUGUUCACGACUCAUUCUGGACUCAUGCCGCUGAUGUCGACAUCCUAAAUGGCGUUCUCCGGGAUGCUUUCAUCCGAAUUCACGAGGAAGAUGUUGUUGGGCGACUAGCAACAGAGUUCCAAGCACGAUACAAGAACUCGAUCUACUUGUGUACCAUCCCUGCAGAAACUCCUGUUGGAGAGGCCAUCCGGGAUUUCCGCAAGAAGAGUAAGCUGGGCCAAAAGGAAGAACUGCUGCUGGAGCACAAGCGCAACAGCCUUCUUCGUUCCGGAAACCCGUGGGACUUGGAGGCUGCGCGCAAGAUCGUUACACCUGCUUCCAUCUACGAAGAUAUGGAAGCCGAUGAGCACCAUGAGAUUGCGGCCGAUUCUGAGAGUGCCGGUGGUUUGGGAGAAAUCCCCGCCUCAGAAGGUAACCUCAGGGAGGUCGUCAAGGAGGCCGUAAACGAGAUGGAUCCUGAAGGCAUAUCUACUGACGAGCUCAGUGCUCGGCUCAUCAGCCGCCUGAAGCACACCAACUUCGAAGCCGAAGUCAUCAUCCCCAAGAAGGAUCCCAGGAUCGCAAAGAAGAAGGUCAUCUCUCUCUGGCGUCCCUUGACCUUCCCCAAGAUACCUGAAAAGGGUGACUUUGAUGUUAGGAGUCUACGAGAGAGCCAAUACUUCUUCUCCUGA
Molecule: messenger RNA, 4131 nt
Organism: Fusarium coffeatum
Lineage: Eukaryota; Fungi; Ascomycota; Sordariomycetes; Hypocreales; Nectriaceae
Exons: 2
Coding region: 1-4131 (1376 amino acids)
Biological process (GO): mitochondrial transcription
Cellular component (GO): mitochondrial DNA-directed RNA polymerase complex
Molecular function (GO): DNA-directed RNA polymerase activity; mitochondrial promoter sequence-specific DNA binding
Source: RefSeq, a predicted model, not a curated record